AUCAACGAUUACCUUUAAAUGAGUAAAUUGUUAAUGUUUAUUGAUAACCUUGGACUUAGGUACGACAUAUAGUAGAUCAGAAAAGGUUGAAGUAAUUUUAAAUAUAGUAUUACCACGAAUUUUUAAUCAUGGGAUCUGAAACCGUGAGUCCUGUUAAAUAUUUCCUUAGUGGAGGAUUUGGUGGAAUAUGUACAGUAGUUGCUGGCCAUCCUCUUGAUACUAUUAAAGUGCGUCUUCAAACUAUGCCCAUUACUAAACCAAAUGAAAAGCCUUUAUACACAGGUACAUUAGAUUGUGCUAAAAAAACUAUAACAAAAGAAGGAAUACGUGGUUUAUACAAGGGUAUGGGAGCACCACUAGUUGGAGUGGCACCUAUAUUUGCAAUGAGUUUUUUGGGAUAUGGUGUUGGAAAAAAAUUACAACAAAAAAGUCCAGAUGAUAAGCUCACUAUACCACAAUUAUUUUAUGCUGGUGCAUUUAGUGGAAUAUUUACAACUAUUAUCAUGGCACCUGGUGAACGGAUAAAAUGUCUAUUACAAAUACAACAUGCAGAUGCAGAGAAAAGAUAUAAAGGUCCUUUUGAUUGUGCUAAACAACUUUAUCGAGAAGGAGGUCUUAGGAGUAUUUAUAAGGGUACAUGUGCUACCUUUUUGAGAGAUGUACCUGCAAGUGGAAUGUAUUUUAUGACGUAUGAAACUAUACAAAGGUGGAUAGUACCCGAUGGAGGAAAACUAGGUUUAUUAUCAACAAUAUUAGCCGGUGGUUUUGCUGGUGUUGCCAAUUGGAUAAUUGGUAUUCCACCAGAUGUUUUAAAAAGCCGAUUGCAAGCAGCACCUGAAGGCACGUAUAAAAAAGGUAUUCGUGAGGUGUUCGCACGUUUGCUAAAAGAGGAGGGGCCAAGAGCACUUUAUAAAGGGUGCACACCCGUUAUGUUACGUGCUUUUCCCGCAAAUGCAGCGUGUUUUCUUGGAUUUGAAGCAGCUAUGAAUUUUUUAAAUUGGGUAGCACCUAGUUUAUAAAAUUGAACUUAUGACUGCAAUAGCAAUUGUUCAAAUGGUUUAUUAUACUUUUGUUGAUCAUACUUUUUAUACAAUGUACUAUUUUAUAGAUCAUACUAAAACUGUAUCAAUGCAAUCUCAUAAGCAGUACUAACAAAGUUAACAACAAAACUUGCCUCAUCUGUUGAAUGAUAAUUACUAUUAUAGGUUUAUUACAUUUAACUAUAGGUUUAUUCAAAUAUUGAAUUUUUAAAUUGUUUGUUUAUAAAAUGUUAAAAUUUUUUAUAUUACUUUUAUAUUAUUCAGCAGAGAAUUUAUUUUAAUUGAAUUUUGUGAGAAUAAAAUAAUAUAGUUUAUAAAGGAAAUAAAACAUAUCAGCAAUAUGAUAUUAAGAAGGAUAUAGAUCCUUCAUAUAUAUAUCACUGCCAUACAUAUCAUAAGCCAAAAAAUAUUAAU
This is a messenger RNA of Vespula vulgaris, 1454 nucleotides long. RefSeq names its product congested-like trachea protein (gene colt). Gene Ontology annotation, biological process: mitochondrial transport; carnitine transmembrane transport. Gene Ontology annotation, molecular function: O-acyl-L-carnitine transmembrane transporter activity. Gene Ontology annotation, cellular component: mitochondrial envelope. Bases 129 to 1019 code for a protein of 296 amino acids. NCBI's taxonomy places the organism in Eukaryota, Metazoa, Arthropoda, Insecta, Hymenoptera, Vespidae. The transcript has 5 exons. The record is from RefSeq and is a predicted model, not a curated record.